Molecule: messenger RNA, 724 nt
Organism: Ailuropoda melanoleuca (giant panda)
Lineage: Eukaryota; Metazoa; Chordata; Mammalia; Carnivora; Ursidae
Gene: PLAAT4
Product: phospholipase A and acyltransferase 4
Exons: 2
Coding region: 186-575 (129 amino acids)
Biological process (GO): N-acylphosphatidylethanolamine metabolic process
Cellular component (GO): cytoplasm
Molecular function (GO): A2-type glycerophospholipase activity; glycerophospholipid phospholipase A1 activity
Source: RefSeq, a predicted model, not a curated record
UGCCAUUCACUGACUUGAAAAAAUAUCCACAGCUUGUUCAGUAAAAAGAACAAAAUCUGUGAAUGCUCCAAUCCCAUUUGUGAAAAGAGAAACAUCAAGAACUCAGUAGAGUAUUCCCUUGGUUCUCUUCCUCGUCCUGCCCCUUCUCGCUCCCUGUCUUGCCUCCCCUGCAGCUCCCCGUGACCAUGGUGGUGUCUCUGAUUUCAGGUGAGUACCCAGGGGCUGGCUCCAGCAGCGUAUUCUCUGUUCUGAGCAACAGGGCGGUGGUGAAACGGGAGCGCCUGAAGGCUGUGGUGGGGGGCUGCCGCCAUAGGGUCAACAACCUCUUGGAUGACAAGUAUACACCACGACCUGUGAACCAGAUCAUUUACUCUGCAAAGGCGAAGGUUGGUCAGGAGAUGGAAUACAGUCUUCUGCACGGGAACUGUGAGCACUUUGUCACCAACCUGAGAUAUGGUGUGCCCGAGAGCAGACAGGUCAGAGAUGCCGUCGUGGCGACUGGCUUCGCAGGAUUGGGCUUUGCACUCGUUGCUGCCUUUGCACUCAUGGCAAGAAACAACAAGCAGAAGCAAUAAGUUGAGCGGCCUGUCCGGUCGUCAGUGACUUUACACAUUUACGGGGUAUGGUUGGGCCAGAGCUUUGGUUUGUGGAUUUCAUUCUGUUUUAUAAUAAGGCUUAUUUUAACAGAAUAAAAUAGAGCCCAACAAAGGAGCCCUUUACUGGA